AUCUUCUGCGGGGCGUGACCUGUCCAUGCUGGGCGGGGCCUUCGUCCCUGAGGCGGGGCCUGAGCGUCCUUGCACAGCUCCGGUUGUUGCAGACCGAAGGGCGGGCUAGGGUCUGAGGAAGACAUCUGGACGCAUCCGAGAUACUUUUUCCAUUUAGGCUCUGGAGACACCAGCCUCUGAGACAAAAAUUAUCUACAAACUAUGGAUAGUACAACUUCACCUGAUGUGAAAGAGCACCCUGAAACUGAAGUGCAGAAGAAUCGAGUACUAACUCUGGAAGAAUGGCAAGACAAGUGGGUGACCCAUAACACCGGAUUUCACCAGGAACAAGGGCAUCAGCUAUUAAAGAAGCAUUUGGAUACAUUUCUUAAAGGCCAGCAUGGACUGAGAGUGUUUUUCCCACUCUGUGGAAAAGCAGUUGAGAUGAAAUGGUUUGCAGACCAGGGCCACACUGUAGUUGGUGUAGAAAUCAGUGAAAUUGGGAUUCGGGAAUUUUUUGCAGAACAGAAUCUUUCGUACACAGAGGAACCACUCAAUGAAAUUGCUGGUGCCAAGGUAUUUAAGAGCUCUUCGGGGAGCAUUUCAUUGUACUGCUGUAACCUGUUUGAUCUUCCCAGAGUGGAUAUUGGCAAGUUUGACAGGAUUUGGGAUAGAGGAUCAUUAGUGGCUAUCAAUCCAGGUGACCAUGACCGCUAUGCAGAUAUUAUACUGUCCCUACUGAGAAAAGAGUUUCAGUACUUCGUGGCUGUCCUUUCUUAUGAUCCAACGAAAUAUGCAGGCCCACCAUUUUAUGUUCCAGAUGCUGAACUUAAAAGGUUAUUUGGUACAAAAUGCAACAUUCGUUGCCUUGAAGAAGUUAAUACUUUUGAAGAACGACAUAAAACCUGGGGAAUUGACUACAUUUUUGAAAAAUUGUAUCUCCUUACAGAAAAGUAAAAAACAGCUGGUGAUGAUGGCGCAGGCCUUUAAUCCCAGCACUCGGGAGGCAGGGGCAGGCGGAUCUCUGUGAGUUCAAGGCCAGCCU
Messenger RNA from Peromyscus maniculatus bairdii (prairie deer mouse), 1024 nucleotides. It is a transcript of the gene Tpmt, whose product is annotated as thiopurine S-methyltransferase. Gene Ontology annotation, molecular function: thiopurine S-methyltransferase activity. The record is from RefSeq and is a predicted model, not a curated record. Lineage: Eukaryota; Metazoa; Chordata; Mammalia; Rodentia; Cricetidae.